Molecule: messenger RNA, 2397 nt
Organism: Vigna radiata var. radiata (mung bean)
Lineage: Eukaryota; Viridiplantae; Streptophyta; Magnoliopsida; Fabales; Fabaceae
Exons: 3
Coding region: 1-2397 (798 amino acids)
Source: RefSeq, a predicted model, not a curated record
AUGUAUGCCUCAAAAGAAACAGCAGCAGAAAUGACAUGGCACCAUCACAACAGGUCGUCAAAUGGGGUUUUGCGUCAUCCAUGCGAUGGAGAGGCAUGGAAGCACUUUGAUAGAGUGCAUCCUGCUUUUGCCAUUGAGCCACGCAAUGUUCGACUUGGUUUAUGCUCCGAUGGUUUUAAUCCAUAUGUGCAGGUGUCAAAUAUACCAUAUUCAUGUUGGCCAGUAAUUGUGACGUCAUACAAUCUUCCUUCAGAUAUGUGUAUGUCUAAACCGUACAUGUUUUUGACUUGUCUCAUUCUGGGGCCAUGCAAUCCAAAGGUAGGCAUUGAUGUAUACCUAGAGCCCUUGAUAGAUGACUUGAAAAAGUUGUGGAGUGGUGUCCUAACAUAUGAUAUUUCAAGGCAACAAAACUUUAUCAUGAAGGUGAUGCUAAUGUGGACAAUUAAUGAUUUUCCUGCUUAUGGUAUGUUGUCUGGAUGGAGCACCCAUGGUAAAUUGGCUUGUCCACAUUGCAUGGAGCAUUCAAAGGCUUUUAGAUUAUACCAUGGGCGAAAAAAUUCGUGGUUUGACUCCCAUCGGAGGUUUUUACCAAAUGAACAUCCCUUUAGGAGAAAUAGGAAUGCUUUCAAAAAGGGGGAAGUGGACAUGGAAGAUGCGCCACCUUAUUUGACGGGAACUGAAGUUUGGAAUAGAGUGAAUGGUUAUCCUAAAGAAAUGGAAAAUGGUCCACCAAGAAUAGAUGGAUAUGGUGAGUGGCAUAAUUGGACAAAAAAAAGCAUCUUUUGGGAUCUACCAUAUUGGAAGGAUAAUUUGUUAAGGCAUAAUCUUGAUUUCAUGCAUAUCGAGAAGAAUUUCUUUGAAAACAUUUUUAAUACCGUGAUGAAUGUCAGUGGGAAGUCAAAAGACAAUGAAAAGGCUCGAAUGGAUUUAGGUUUGUAUUGUAGACGAAAAGACUUGGAGCUCAAAUCUCAUAGUAAUGGAAAGAUGUACAAGCCUAAAGAUAAUUAUACACUUUCAGUAGACCAAUCAAAACAGGUCUGUCAUUGGUUGAAAGAUCUUAGGAUGCCUGACAGGUAUUCUUCUAACUUGUCAAGGUGUGUUGAUGUGAAUAGGGGAAAGGUCAUUGGGAUGAAAAGUCAUGACUACCAUGUCUUUAUGGAAUGCUUACUUCCUAUAGCUUGUAGUUCUUUACCGACUCAUGUUCUCAAUCCCAUUAUAGAAGUAAGUCAUUUCUUCAGAGAUUUAUGUUGUACAACAUUGAAUGAGGUCGACCUUCGGAAGAUGGAAGAAAACAUUCCAUUCAUUCUUUACAAGAUGGAGAGAAUAUUCCCCCCCUCAUUCUUUGAUUCUAUGGAACAUCUUCCUAUACAUCUUCCAUAUGAGGCAAGACUUGGUGGACCGGUCCAAUAUAGGUGGAUGUACCCAUUCGAAAGGUUCAUGGGAUAUGCUAAACGUUCAGUUAAGAAUAAAGCUAGGGUUGAAGGAUCUAUUUGCGCAUCAUAUUUGCACAAAGAAACAACUCAUUUCUGUUCCCACUACUUUAAGAACUUUAUGUUAACACCACAAAGAAAUAGAAAUGAAGUAGACAUUGAAAUUGAAAGGACAACAUUAUCAGUGUUUGACCAAGCUGGUCGUCAUUCCGGGAGAGAAUCAACUCAUUGGCUAAGUGACAAAGAAUUGAGAUCAGCUCAUGUUCAUGACGAGCCUUUAAGUGUGAGGAGCCAACAUCUUAGAGAUUUAUCACUUGCUCCUUUAAGAUGUGUAAAGGAAUGGCAUACCUACUUUGUGAAUGGAUAUAAAUUUCAUACCCAUGCAUGGAGCCAGGGCAAGAGGACUAUAAAUAAUGGUGUUCAUGUUAAAGGUCUUACAGAAGGGGGUGAAGAUGAUUUCUAUGGUGUCAUUAAGCACAUAUAUGAGCUCGAGUAUAAUACCUCAACCAUUGAAAAGAAGAUUGUAUUAUUUUAUUGUGAUUGGUUUGAUCCAUCAAGAGCAGGGACAAGAGUGGAUUCGAAGUAUGGCAUUGUGGAUAUUCGAAUGGAUAAAAGAUAUGUCUUAUUUGAUCCUUUUAUAAUUGCACAUAAUGUAGAACAAGGGUAUUAUGUACCAUAUCCUGCAUCACGCACAGACAAACAAGGUUGGUGUGUUGCAAUAAAGACCAAACCUAGAGUUCGUAUAUAUUCUAAUGAGGUAGAAGUCGAGGUGCCAUACCAAGUGGAGGAAAUGUCACAUGUUAAUGACAUCAUUGAAGUUGAAGAAGUUAUCCGAUUGCAAGAUAUAGAAGCCGGUCUUCAAGAAGUGGACCCCAAUAAUGUACCAUUAGUUGAAGGGUAUAUGGAUGAAGAAACAAGUGGAUCGGAAGAAGAAUGCAGUGAAGAGGGACAAAGUGAAGAUGUCUGA